Messenger RNA from Kwoniella shivajii, 2031 nucleotides. RefSeq lists its product as uncharacterized. The transcript has 4 exons. The record is from RefSeq and is a predicted model, not a curated record. Gene Ontology annotation, biological process: protein polyubiquitination. Gene Ontology annotation, molecular function: metal ion binding; ubiquitin protein ligase activity. The coding region runs from base 1 to 2031 and encodes 676 amino acids. Lineage: Eukaryota; Fungi; Basidiomycota; Tremellomycetes; Tremellales; Cryptococcaceae.
AUGUCAGUCCCAUUACCAUCACCGUCACCUUCACCACUCACACCUAGUGGAGGAGGUAGUGUAGCCAAGAGUAUACCUAGAUCUAGACCUACACCUAUAUCGACCGCAUCUCCACAUUCACCUUCUUCUCCAGGUUCUUCAUUGAAAAAUCGCGAUAGACCAGCCAGCAGUAUCAGCAGAUCAUUAUUGAAUGAUGAUAAUUGGCGUGAUCGUUCUCCCAUUCCAGCACCAACACCUUCUACAGCUACUCUUAAUGGUAAAACUCCAUCCACAGCUACAAUCACAAAAGGUCCAGAGAGGACUGUGGGUGGAUUCGAGAAGAGAGAAAUCAAAUCUGCUGUGGGUGUAAGUGGUCUUUCAGCCGGCGCAGGUUUGAGCAAAGAAAAAGAUAAAAAGAAUAAAAAGGAACAGGAGGAGAUUGAUGAUAGUAAAGCAUCACUUGCACACGUUCCAUGUAGAUUCUUCAAAGCGGGAGCUUGUACCGCUGGUGACAGUUGUCCCUUUUCUCAUGCCGCUCCUGAUUCGGCUAAACGAGAAGUAUGUCAAUGGUUCUUGAAAGGAAAUUGCAAAUUCGGUCACAAGUGCGCCCUUGCUCAUGUUCGACCCGGCGAACCCAUGUCUAUGGACAGGAAGAAUAAGAAGUCCGCUCAGCUGGAAGCCCGAGAACGUGGUGAUUCCGUUGGUGCGGGUUCUGCUCCUCCUGCUCCUUCUUCCGGUACUGGCACUGCCAACAACGGUCUUGGAGAAUCGCCUCGACCAUUAGGUAUCAUGAGAGGUAGGAAGAACAGUACAUCGCCUGGAGAAGAUCAAGUCGCGUCACCUGUACCUAUCAAAUCAGCACUUUCAUCUUCUAUGCAAUCUCCUCAAGGAACAGGUCGAUUACCUUCUUCACCACUAAGAGAACCGUUCGGUCCACCCUCUGGAGCUUUACCGAAUUCGCCCAAUUCAGCUGGAUUCACUCAUCCUCGUGGUAUUCAAGGAUUCGCUUCUUCCCCUUCCAGACCUUCACCACUAUCCGCUUCUUUCGGUGCGAACGGUACUGUUCCUGGGCCAUUAUCACUCAAAGCUAGUUCCUCAAAUCCAUUGGGAUCACCAUUACGACCACCAGUGACCACCGCUCCUGGAUUCUCAUCAUCAUUCUCUCAUCCAUCUUUAUCACUGGACAGAUCGUCUCAGACUAUCCCAUUAUCAGCUUCUUUCGCUGGCGAUGGUAAGAUGAGAUCCAUUUGGGCAAAGACGGAUGGACCGGCAGAACCGUUAUCACCUCGAAGACCAAUUCCUCAACCAUCCAGAUCUCAAGCUGAUGUAUUCAUCGAUGAUGAAGAUCAUGGUGAAGAUUUCUUGCCAUCUUCCCUAUCAGAUUUGCUAACACCAAGGGAAAGAGCUAGAAGGAUGUCAAGAAGAGAUUCUCAAGGUGCAGAAGAUUUCUCUCAAUCGCCAAGUGGAAGAUAUGGCAACGCACUAUGGAAUGGUGUCGGUGGCGAAAGAUUAGCUCAAUCUGCUGGACCUACAAUGGGUCCAGGUGGCUUCCUUCAAUCGCUUUGGUCAGCUGAAGGUGAAGAUGUAAGGAAAACCACGAACGAUGAUGAGGAACAAGGAGAAGGAGAAGUGAAUGAUCAAGAACAGAAACGAAAAGAUGAAUUCACUUUUGGACCUUCAACUGCUAAACCACAAAGGCAAACUUCUUUAUUGACUCAGCAGAGAUCACCUAUAACCUCAACAACCCUUUCACCUACUUCCCCAAUUAGACAAAUACCAAGUUCAGGCGUGACAACUCAAGAUCAACCUUAUUUACUUCGAAACUUGAAUGAUCCUUCUUCCCCUUCCACAAGAGUCUUGCAGGAACAUCUACCAGGUCAAUCUUUGCCAGGUGGUCUAGCAAGUGCCUUGUCAAGGUUACAUAUGCACAAUUCUAAUUCAAACUCCAAGUUAUCGAAUGACGAAUCAAAGAUAGUUGAACACGAUCAAGGCAACUCGAAGAAAUCGACUGGCGAAGAUGAGGAAGAAGCUCUAUUCGAUAUGGACGGUUAG